GUCACGAACAACACUGGCAGUUCAGUGGAGUUCUAAUUACGGGGCAUGGGGUGGUGGUCACAUGCGGAUGAUCAGUGACGGGGAGUUGGCUGCGGAGCUGUCUUACUGAUAUACCCAUAGAAACACCGGGAGCUCACGUUAGCCAUUAUGUUUGAAAGCCUGCGGGAGCGGCUGCUCAGUGUUCAGCAGGACUUCACCAGCGGGCUAAAGAGUUUAGGGGAUAAGUCAAGAGAAGUGAAAAUAAAAAAGCAAUACAGGCAAGCUGAGCAGCUCUCAAAGUUUCCUGCUGGAGCAGAACUCCUUAGCAGGUAUGAAGAUACCUGGGCUGCACUCCACAAAGUAGCAAGCGAUUGUGCUAAAGCUGGAGAGCAGGUAGAUGGGGAGGUUGUGAUGCUAUCAGCACACUGGGAGAAAAAGAGGAAUAGUCUUGUAGAACUGCAGGAACAGUUGCAACAAGUGCCAGGAUUUGUAGCAGAUCUGGAAUCUCUUACAGCAAAAUUAGUUGCACUGGAAGGAAGCUUUGAAGAUGUUGAAAGAUGCCUGUUGGAACUUGAAGACAUGUGUGAACAGUGUGAAUUACAGAGAUUUAAGCAUGUGCAAUACAUGCAGCUAGAGCAAUACAAGAAAAGCAAAAGGAAAGAACUUGAAAACUUUAAAGCUGAGCUGGAUGCAGAGCAUACUCAGAGGGUGCUGGAUGUGGAGCAUUCCCAGCAGAUGAAGCUGAAAGAGAGACAGAGGUUCUUUGAAGAAGCUUUCCAACAAGAUAUGGAGCAGUAUCUUUCGAGUGGCUAUCUGCAGAUAUCAGAAAGAAGAGAGCCAAUUGGAAGUAUGUCGUCAAUGGAAGUCAAUGUAGACAUGUUGGAGCAGAUGGACCUGAUGGACAUGUCAGACCAAGAAGCGCUUGAUGUUUUCUUGAAUUCCGGAGCAGAGGAGAACAGUGUUCUUUCUCCUAUUAUAGGCCCGGAGUUUGAUUGCCAAAAUGAGAUAACCCUGCAGGUUCCCAGCCAGGCUGAACUGAGACACAAACUCUCUUCGCUGUCUUCUACAUGCACCGACUCUGCCAGCCCAGAGAAUAGCGAAGAUGGGGGAGAGUCACCAGUUAUCCAAUCAGAUGAUGAAGAUGUUCAGGCGGACUCUGUUCUUACUGGCCUAGACACCGUUGCAAACGUGACUUCAGACGUCAGUGAUGAAAGUGAUGCUCACACGGCAUGAGCACCAGCAUCUUUCUCUCCCUUGUUGCUUAUUGACUCUAAAUGAAUGAAGCAAAAGCUAGUGUUUUCCUGUAAACCCUAACCUUCAAGAAUAUCUGAUGUCACUGGAGAGUGUUGUGAUUCCCAGGUGUCUCGGAAUCGAUGUCUCUUGUUUUUAUUCCAUGUAGUUCUGUACAGAAAUAGAGGGGAAAUCUAUUACCAAUAGAACCUUUCUACCAGUGGUGCAACAAUAUUGAUUUGAAUGUUGAAUUCCUGUAUUAUGUUCCCAACUCAUUGGAGAUCCCCGUCACUUCAUACUUGACUGUGGUUCUGAGGAGGAGAGAUCUACAUUACUCCUGUUUAUCAAUUUUGAUACAUAAAUGUGGACCUACAUAUCGAGUUCUGUUGGAUUUGUGGCCUAACCUGAAUCUGUGAAAGCUUAGGCAACAUUCACUGUAACAAUCUCUAAGCUCACUGUUGUACUACGUUGGAGAAUUAAUUAAUAAUAAGACCUUUUUAAACCACGGGAUAAGCCAGGCUUGAUAUUUGAAGGUUAUAAUAAUGAACCUUUACUGAAUAAUAAAUAGAAAUGGCUGAGUUUCUUACCAUUAAAUACAAACAACCUUUACCGUAAAA
Xenopus laevis (African clawed frog) is the source of this 1826-nucleotide messenger RNA. It is a transcript of the gene dtnbp1.S, whose product is annotated as dystrobrevin binding protein 1 S homeolog. Gene Ontology annotation, cellular component: plasma membrane; neuron projection; synaptic vesicle membrane. Lineage: Eukaryota; Metazoa; Chordata; Amphibia; Anura; Pipidae. The record is from RefSeq and is marked provisional. Gene Ontology annotation, biological process: anterograde synaptic vesicle transport; regulation of synaptic vesicle exocytosis; neuron projection development.